AUGGCCCCCGCUUUCCCGCGCGGGCCUUCCGCAUCCGCUCCGGAAAUCGAGGAGGAGGGAAGCGCGCUGCGACCUGUCGAACCCAGGACCGGCGCAUCUACUAGCGCCGUCGUCGGCGGCGCCACCGGCGGCGCUACCGCCGCCGGGGGCGGCGCAAGCGGGGUUAGCGGAGUGGUUGCGGCGGAGACGAAAAGGGGGAGGCUGCGGAAACCAGGGCGGAGAGAUUUGGGGGAUAGCAGCGCUGGGGAAGAGUCGGAGGGGUUUUUGAGCGGAAAGGAGGAUGGGGGGGAAGGGCGGGGGUUGCUGAAGGGCAUUCUGAAGCGCGGUGGUGGGGGGAGUCAGGGGGGGGGAGGGAGUGUGGGGGGAGGGAGUGUGGGGGGAAGCGGAAGCGGAGGAAGGUUCGGGUCGAGUUUGUCAGAGGAGGAAUGGAAGGAGUAUUUCAAGAAGAGCCUUACGGAGAUUUUCAUGGGGUCGAAGCUUAACGUGCUGAUGCCGUUCAUUGUGAUCUCCAUUGUGUGCGUGCAGCUGGAAGUGUCGCAGGGCUACAUAUUCCUCUUUUCUCUCCUUGGGAUUGCUCCCUUGGCUGAACGGCUAGGAUAUGUCACCGAGCAACUCGCACUCUACACUGGUCCAACUUUGGGCGGGCUGCUGAACGCCACCUUUGGCAACGCAACGGAGCUGAUCAUCAGCGUGUUUGCGCUGCGCAACGGCAUGAUCCGCGUGGUGCAGCUGUCGCUGCUGGGCUCCAUUCUCUCCAACAUGCUGCUUGUGCUCGGCUGUGCCUUUUAUGCCGGAGGGCUGCGCUACCGCGAGCAGAAGUUCAACAAGACGGCAGCACUGGUGAAUUCAGGGCUGCUGCUGAUGGCAGUGAUGGGGCUGGCCCUACCUGCCAUUCUCCACUCCACACACACGGAGAUCCGAGACAACGACUCGGAGCUCGCUCUUUCCCGCAUCAGCAGCUGCAUCAUGCUCGCAGCCUACGGUGCAUACCUCUACUUCCAGCUCAAGUCCCACGUGCAUCUGUAUGAUGAGAACGCGAGCGGGGAUGCAGCAGGGAGUGCGAAGAUGGGCAAAGCGGCGGUGAUUGGCACGUGCAAUAGUCCGAGAAUGAAGAUGGUGCACCCGGGGGCGACCACGAUCGCCAGCCCAAGGGACUUGGAGGUGGGCAAGGAGGACGACGAGGAGGAGGAGGAGGAGGAGGUGCUGGGGCUGUGGGGGUCCAUCGUGUGGAUGGGCAUCGUCACCAUCUUCAUCGCCAUCCUCUCUGCGUACCUCGUUGAUGCCAUUGAGGGAGCGAGCAACAGCUGGGAUAUCCCAGUGGCGUUCAUCAGUGUGGUCAUCCUGCCCAUUGUUGGCAAUGCAGCAGAGCACGCUUCUGCUAUCAUCUUUGCAAUCAAGAACAAACUGGACAUUGCUCUUGGUGUUGCCAUCGGAUCGUCUACACAAAUCUCCAUGUUUGCGAUUCCGCUGUGUGUGGUGCUAGGAUGGGCCAUGGGAGUGCCGAUGGAUCUCAACUUCCACAUAUUUGAAACCGCCACUCUCUUUGUGACUGUGCUCGUCGUGUCGGCACUGCUUGCUGAAGGAGAAGCUAAUUAUUUCAAGGGCAUCAUGCUGUACUUCGUCGUUUUCUCCUCUUCCCUCUCGAGACGCACUAUGGCCGCAGUUACAGCAAUGGCAGCGGCGACUAUGCCUGCUCUGUGUAGCGCGUCGCGACAUUUCCAGUCGGGCGCAAGUGUGCGCAUGAGCGAGUCGGCCACACCACGGCUUACACUGAGGAGUAGAGAGCUGCGGCAUCAACGGCUCGUAGUACGAGCAGCUAAGGGGGGAAAAAGCAACUCGGAGGAGGAUGAGGGGCCCAAGCUGAGCUCCGCGGAGAGGUUAGCGGCACUGGAGGAGAGGCUGGGGAAGGGCAAGAGCACUAUUUGGAGUGUCACACCAGAGCCUGAGCCGACACCUCCCCCGAAGGCAGAGCCUGUGUUUAGGAUGUCGGGAGAGAAGUCGAGUUUUGAGAAGCUGGCGGAAGCAUGGCUAGCCAAGGAAGGUGGUCUUACCAAGCUCAACGAUUUUGCUUACAAGGCCAUCUUUGCACUGGCUGCAGCUGUUGCUGCUGCUGCUGCUGCUGCUGCUGCUGCUGCUGCUGCUGCUGCUGCUGCUGCUGCUGCUGCUGCUGCUGCUGCUGCUGCUGCUGCUGCCGCUACUGAUACUGCGGCACUGGCACGAGGCGUCUCGACUCAUGACUUUACUGAUACCGCGCCGCAUCACCCCUACCGACUCUCCCGUCGUUCCGACCUAAAUUCGGCGCGCCGAUCUUCUGUCGGCCCGAUCUCAUUUCCAGUCUCUGCGCUAGGAUUCUUCCCGCAUAGAGCGGCACGGCGAUUCUCAGCAGCACGACAAGCACCCGUUUUUCCAUUCUUCGGCCGCGCUACCCUCCUCCCCACCGCCCCGUUUCAGAGUCGACUCAAAUCAGGUCUCCUUUAUGCCCUACCCCCACCCGCGCCGCUUGUCGCCGCUCCUGCGCCCUCUCCUCUCCUUCCCGCUCCGUCCCUGGAUCCCUCCCCAUCAACCCUUUCGAAGCUUUCUUGCAAUUGCCGCCAUGCGCGUUGCACUGGUCACCGCGCCGCGAUCCGCGCCGCUCCACGCGCUUCUGCUGACGCGGGGGAGGUGGACGCGAGGGGACACGUGGCGUGGGGGGAUUGGGAUGUUACUCCCGUUCCUCCGGUUUUUCUGAUCCCGCCCUCUUCCCUCGCCUCAUCACCUUCUCAUAACCCCCCCAUGCGCCCUCCCACGGGUCGCGCGCCUGUCCCUUCCGCCAGUCCCUUCCAUCCGCCCGCACUCUGCAAGUCGACUCCACGCAUUCCACGCCCUGCUGCCUACUCUCCGCCCUCCACCUCACUUCUCCAUUUUCCUCCCUCCUCCACCUCCUCUGCCUCUUCCGUCCCCUUCUCCUCCCCCCCUUCCCCUUUCGUCUCCUCCGCCUCCGCCCUCCGGGUUCCAUCUUCCCGGGUGCCAACCGCCGCUGCCUCUCUCACCACUCGCGCCUUCCCCCCUGCAUCUUCUUCCUCUCCGCUCGUCCCUCCUCCCGUCAAACCCCGCGGGAUCCCACUCGCCCCCUCGCGUCAGCGCAAACGCCACAAAGUGAAAGCACAUGCAUUUCCCGGCGCCUCCUCCCCCUCCUCCUCCUCCUCCGCCUCUACCCACUCCGCCCCGACCGCAUUCCAGUCCCACAGAAGGGGGCGCAAGCCGAACGCGGCCAAGGAGACCGUUUUCGAGACGUCUCAAAAGCCGUCCUCCUCGUCCCACUCUCACGGCAACAAGGGGCGCAAGCCGAGAGCGGCGGCUAAGGAGACGAGCCAUGAGACGUCAAAAAAAUUGUCUGCAUCCCAGUCUCAUACCAGCAAGGCGCGCAAGCUGAGCGCGUCGAAGGAGAGGGAGGUGAUAGAGUGGUACCGCGGGCACAUGGAGCAGUGCAAGAAGCAGAGCGCACGCGAGCUGGUGAAGAACCUCGAUUAUUCCAAUAUUCUGGGGGUCAACCCCUCGUUCAAGAAUGGAAAGUGCGUGCACUGCCCAGUUCUCCACCCCACCACCACUUCACACCGCCAUUCCCACUUCUCCCUUCGUUUCCCCCGCUUCUCUCUCGCCUUACCCUCCCUUGUUCCUCUCCCGUCUCUCUCCUCCCCAUCGUCUCCCCCUGCCCGCCCUGCCUCCCCUGCAUGUCCGCUCCGCAUGGCAUGGCAGGUGGGCGAGUUUUACGAGACGGUGGGCGAGUUUUACGAAACCGUGGGGUUUGAUGCGUGUCUGCUGGUGGAGCACGCAGGGCUCAACCCAAUGGGCGGCGCCCGCCCCAACACCGUGCCCAAAGCCGGCUGCCCCACCAUCAACCUGAUGCAGACACUGGACGCGCUAACGGGCCACGGGCUGUCUGUGGCCAUCGUGGAGGAGGCUCAAGACACCUCGCCUGUGGGGGGACGGACCGGCGCUGCUAGCAAGAAGGGAAAGCCACGCUUCUUGGGAGGCCACGCGCACCCCGGCAGUCCAUACGUGUACGGCUUGGCGCGCAGCAACGUGGAGAUCGAAUUCCCCCCGCCGCGCCCCAUCUUGGGCAUAGCGCGCACGAGUGCGAGUGGGUACACGGUGGUGAGCGCGUGGGAGAUGACGCAGAACUACUGUGUCGAACCACUACUUACUGAGGAGGCUGCUGUGGCGAAAUUGAGGGCCAGCGGCUGCCACCGCUGCUUCGUGCACUCCUCUGUUACUGAUGGAGGGGGGUGGCGGGACCAUGGAGCAGGGGGAAUGCUGUUCUCCGAGUGUGUGGCCAAGGGCUAUGACAAGUACGAGGGCGACCAUGUCAAUAGCCUGCUCAAUAAGGUGCGAGAUCUGUACGACCUGGGCGCAGUCUCCUUCCAGCAGCUGCAGCUGCCACCCCCCGACUCCCGCCCUAGACCGCUCUACGUCUCCACGGCCUCCCAAAUAGGCAUUUUACCAACACGGGGAGUGCCCAGUCUGCCGCACCGUCUGCUCCCGGACAAUGCAGCGGGCCUCUCUGUGUGCCUUGCGUACCUGUGCUCGCUGCUGCUCACCCCGCCGCCUCCCGAGGUCGCCACCAGCAUCCAAGAUGCGUGUUGCCUGUUGUAUCACCUACCCGUGCUGCCCGAGUUCCUGUGUGUGCCGCCCUCGCGUCUGGUGAAGCUGAUCUCAGCAGCGGAAGCCACCUCCUCUGAGCUGCUCAGAGUGCGAACACUCGCCAGAACCUUCCUGGAUAUGCUGCAGGACUCAGGUCCUGCCAACAUUAGCAGCAGCGGCAGCGGCGGCGGCGGCAGCGGCGGCAGCGGCGGCGGUGGCAGCGGCAGUGGAGGUGGUUUGAGCGGCAGUGUGGUGAGGGAAGGGGGGAUGCGGCAGCUGGCACUAGAUCUGCUGGUGCCCACGGAACUCGCAUGUGGCUUGCCUCUCCAUGUCGACACAUUGGCGCGGGAGUGUGAGGCGAUAUGUGCGAUGGUGAGCAACGUGUUGCUGGAUGACACUGCCCACCUCAUGGAGGCACCUGCACCUGCACCUGCUGCUGGGGUAGAAGAGGGAGCGGAAGGUGAAGAGGAGGAGGUGGCCGGGGGAAUUGCUGCUGGGAUGCAGCAGUUAGGGAAUGAGACAAGACCAGUGCUGCAGCAGCAGCAGCAGUUAGGAGUACUGGGGAAGCAGGGAGGAGGAGAGGGAUGGAAGGGGGAGGAGGAAGGGGAGGACGGAGGGGAUAGGGGGGUGGCCAUUAGUGGGAGUGAAUUUCAGGCGAUGGAGGAUUUUUUUGAGGUGAUGGAGGUGCAAUGGAGGGGUCGAGUGCGGUACGAGCACAUACAGGCGGAGUGCGAGAGGGUGGCCAGGGCUGCAGAGCGGUACAAUGAAGUGGUGAAGCGUGACCUGAUGCCCUUUGUCAACCGCAGUCGCAGCCUCUCCCCACGCACCUCCAGAGCAGCGGACAGGGGCGUGGAGAUAGCAGCAUACCGAGACCACGGGGUGCUGCUCAAAGGGACCCGCGCCAAGGCACUGGUGAGCGACUCCAGCGACCCUCUGCAUGCGCUGGUGCAGCAGCUGGUGCCGGCGGCGGUGGAUAGCAAGGGCAAGAAGGCGGGCGACGGUUGGUACUCCACUCAUGCCGUCGAUGAAGCUCUCUCCGAGUACAAGGACGCAGUAGCUGCAGCACACUUUGCGGUGGUGGCAGCGCUGCAGCAGCUGUCCCGUGAGCUGCAGCUAUACCUCAGCAGCAUUGUGGCUGUGGCUAACUUUGGCAUCGUCGCCCGCACCCUCGACGCACACGUCAGGUGCUACUCUCAUCGCCUGGUUCCCUACUGGCUAGACCACACGCCAGCCUCCCCCGCAGUCCCCAACACGCUCUCUCUCUCCUCGCUCGCGCUCCUCACGGGGCCCAACGGCGGGGGAAAGUCGUCGCUGCUGCGGUCGGUGUGUGCGGCGGCGCUGCUGGCGUCGUGUGGGCUGAUGGUGCCGUGCGUGCGGUCGGCGCACGUGCCGUGGUUUGAUGCGAUUGUGCUGCGCAUGAUGCCCGCUGAUAGCCCCUCUGACGCCAAGAGCUCGUUCCAG
Molecule: messenger RNA, 6081 nt
Organism: Closterium sp. Naga37s-1
Lineage: Eukaryota; Viridiplantae; Streptophyta; Zygnematophyceae; Desmidiales; Closteriaceae
Source: the annotation of a GenBank genome assembly